Molecule: messenger RNA, 1913 nt
Organism: Myzus persicae (green peach aphid)
Lineage: Eukaryota; Metazoa; Arthropoda; Insecta; Hemiptera; Aphididae
Product: zinc finger protein 64 homolog, isoforms 3 and 4-like
Exons: 9
Coding region: 408-1913 (501 amino acids)
Biological process (GO): regulation of transcription by RNA polymerase II
Molecular function (GO): DNA-binding transcription factor activity; RNA polymerase II cis-regulatory region sequence-specific DNA binding
Source: RefSeq, a predicted model, not a curated record
UACUAUCUGAUAAGGCAGCCAUGACAUUUUUAUUAAAGCAAUAAGUUUCCAAAUGAACAUUAAAGAGUUAAAGCUUUGUAGUUUGUGUUAAGUGUUUGGAAUUGGAAUGUGUACCAUCCUCGGCACUAAUUUUUUACCCCUUAAUAAUAGAUUCGAUUUAAUGUUAUAUAUUGUAAUGUUUACAUAGUACAGUUGUACUCACCAUGCAUUAUGGCAUAUAAUGUUAAUUCAUUAUACCCUUAAAUCAUUAUAUUAAUAUCUAUUUUUAAAUUAUUUAAAGAUUCAUAUUCAAUUUGAAUUAAAAAUUAUUUUAGUGAAUAUUAAUUUUAUUUUACAAGUGUUAAUAAAACAUAAAUUGUGUUAAUUUAUCUUGGUUUCAAAAAUCUAGUGAUUUCAUUUUUAUUGACAUGGAUAAGUCUAAUUUUUCAUUACCAUUGAUUAUUUUGAAUAAUAAACAAAUAUUAUUAAAUUGUGCAGUAGUUCCAGAAAAUUCAAAUCAAAAUAAUGAUAGUAACACUUUAAAUAUUGAUUCCAAUGUGAAAUUACACUCUAACUAUACACCAGAAAAUAAUAUACCAUACUUAAGAAAAAAUCAAAAAAAAAAAGGAAGAAUUCGUUUCAAAUGUUUGCAUUGUGAAUACUUAACAUUUCGAAAACAAAAUUUAAUUGUGCAUCUUAGAGAAAAACACGAAACUAAAAAUCAACUAGAAACUAAGGUCAAUAGUGGUACAUCAAAUACAACUAGAACAAUAGAAGUAUUUUCUUGUACGUUGUGUAAAACUACUUUUAAUACACUUGAUAAAUGUAAAGAACACAUGACACAACAUUUGAUAAAUACUUCAAAAAAUAAUCAAAAUGAACAACAAAAACAUGGUUGUAAAAGUAUUCAAUUGAGUAAAAAAAAAUUUGAAGAUAUAGAGUAUGUUUCAAAGUGUGUGCAUUGUAAACGUAAAUUUCGUUCUGAAAAUUCUAAAGUGCUUCAUUCAUUAUGUCACCAAAAUGAUUGUAAAGAUUACAAAUGUAGUGAAAAAAAUUGUGAUUUUAUUACACCAAGAUGGAAUGCUUGUCGUAUACAUUUAUGGAAGGUUCAUAAAAUUGACAUUGAUAUGUUUAGCUGUCAAGUUUGUAAAAAAUAUACAACUACAACAUAUCAUAAUUUAGUUAAUCACGUAUCAAUGAAACACAUUAAAACAUUGUCUUGUGUAGACUGUGGUGCUGAAUUUGAAGAUUCGAUUAAGCUACAAAAUCAUAGAGUAUUUCAUUCCAAAGCCAAGUCUGUAAAUAAAGAAAGAUGGUAUAUGGAAAAGACAUGUGUAAUUUGUAAUAUGGUAUUGGCUAAUUCAAAAAGUUUAAAACUUCAUACAAAAAAUGUUCAUCUGAAGUUAAAGCCAUAUGUAUGUCAAGUGUGCAAUCAUGGUUCAGCAACUAAAUACAUGAUGCAAGUACACAUGAGGCAGCAUACGGGUGAAAAACCAUUUAAUUGUGAUGCUCCGGAUUGUAAUUUUAAAACUGGGGAUCACAACUCACUCAGACGUCAUAAACUACGUCACUCAAAUGUAAGGCCAUACAAAUGUUCUCAUUGUGAAUAUGACUGUAUCCAAGUGACUGCUCUCAAAAGUCAUAUAACGAAUAAUCAUCGAGAUAAAAUGGACAGUUCAUACUACUCAUGUAAUCGGUGCACAUUUGGAACUGUGAGCUUAAAAAGAUACAAUGACCAUGUAUCUGGUCAUGAAACACAAGUUCAAAAUGGUCUAGAACCUAGUCUUGUAAAAUGUCAAGAGUCAAAAGCUGAAAUGACUGACGAUGAUGAUACUGCACAAGGAUAUGUUGAUGACACAGGCGGAAUAACCAUUUCUGAAAGUGUGGGUUGUACUGUAUUAAAUUUAGAUGAUAAUGCAAUUAUGCUUACAUAA